Molecule: messenger RNA, 22456 nt
Organism: Podarcis lilfordi (Lilford's wall lizard)
Lineage: Eukaryota; Metazoa; Chordata; Lepidosauria; Squamata; Lacertidae
Source: the annotation of a GenBank genome assembly
CUCUCGCGCCCCCCCACACAAACACGCGAACGUGAGUCGAGGUUGCUUGCCGCUGUCGCCGGCCGACCUGCGUCACACGUGACGACGGAAGCCCGGUGGGCCGGCGCGGGAAGCGCGACCUGCCCUUAGCAACGGCCGUGGCAUCCCUAGCAACGGGGCCUAACCCGAGCUUUUAAGCUUCGGGGAGGCUGGAGGAAAGCGGCUGUGGGUUCAGUGUGAGCUGGUCAAGUGACGCGCUGGUAACCUGCUGAGCAAUUCGGGGCUGGGUGGGGUUUCGGUGGCUCUGGAAGUGGGAGCGGGCAUAGGAUGUUCUGGGAUAGGAUGUGUAGAUAUGACACGUGUUGUUGUUGUUUGCUGUCCUACACCUUUCAUAUUUGUAUGACAGGCAGAAGUUCUAUCGGUGUAGCUGCAAGAAUGGCAGGUCGAAGUUCCACUUUGGAGUCAACCUCUGUGUGAGCCAAGCCAGCAUCUUGCUUCCAACAGCGCCCAGCUUGGGGGGGGGGGGGAGCAGAGCCAUUCCAGCUCCAGACUGACAGGUGGGAGGGUGUCUGAAGUGGACCCCCUCCCUUAGUAGGUCCUCAGUAGGGAAGGACUGUGGCAGCACGUCUGCUUGCAAGCAGAAGGGCCCACAUUCAGUCCCCGAUGGCAUCUCCAGGUAGCCUUGCCGCCUUUGUUCUGGCAAAAUAUGGGUCGGGGUGAUUUUAUUUUAUUUUAAUCUGAUGCUGAUGUGACUUCAAAGCAAUCUAUUACGCUCUAUUGCAGCCUCACAGGAUGGCCCCUCUGGAAUUUGUCACAAGCACAUGCAGAUACACAUGAAUUUGUAGAUCUCUCUGUGCUUGGCCACCCAAAGCUCAAAUACAUGACCUGUCUCACACCCUUUCAAACACAUGCAUUUGGAGAGGAUCCCUAACGUGGCAGAGAGAAAGAGAGAAGUCCUGAAAUAUAGGGCAAAAACCGGUAUCAAUACAGGACGUAGCAUUUUACAUUGAAAUACGGGACAAUCCUGUAUUAUACAGGACAGGUGGCAACCCCAGCUAGAUAAGGCUGAGAGAGACUCCUGCCUGAAAUUCUGAAGAGCCGCUGCCAGUCAGUGUACUGAGCUAGAUGGACCUCUCCUCCACGGGAGAUUUUAAAGCAGAGUUUGGCUGGCCAUCUGCCAUAGAUUCUUUAGCUGAGAUUCCUGCAUUGUGGUGGGUUGGACUUGACCUUUGGGGUCCCUUCCAACUCUACAAUUCUUUCAUUCUAUGACUCAGUGUAAGGCAGCCAACUGUGGUCCUCCUCCUCCUCCAAAACUGUGUACAGUUCUGGUUGCCUCAGCUCAACAAGGAUAUUGUUGAGCCCUAGGAAAGGUUCAGAAAAGGCCCACCAAAAUGACCAAGGGGAUGGAGAAACUCCCUAAUGAGGAAAUGUUGCAGUCCUUGGGACUUCUUAGUUCAGAGAAAAGGUGAGUAAGACAGUAGUUUAUUAUGCAUGGCAUGGAGAAAGUAGAUGGAAGAAAGUUUUUCUGCCUCUCUCAUGACCCUAGAACUCAUGGAUAUCCAAUGAAGCUCAAUGUUGGAAGAUUCAGGACAGGAAUGAGAAAGUGCUUCUUCAUGCAGUGCAUAGUUAAACUAUGGAAUUCGCUCCCGCUGGAGGCAGUGAAGGCCAGCAACCUGAUGGCUUUAAAGGACAAAUUCACGAAGGAGAAAGCUAUCAAUGGUUACAAGCCACAAUGGCUACUCUCUGGCUCCACGGUUGGAGGCAAUAAUGUAUUUGAAUAGCAGUUGCUGGAGACAACAGGACAAGAGAAUGCUAUUGUGCUCAGUUCCUUCUUGCUGGUUUCCCACAGGCAUCAGAUUGGCCACUGUGAGAACAGGAUGUUGGACUAGAUGGGCCAUUGGCCUGAGCCAGCAAGCUCUUCUUAGGUUCUUGCUGCUGCCACCACUGCUCGUUAACUUGCUGUCACCCUUUGGGCUCAACCCGCACCGCCACCCAAAGCGAAAGAGCAAAGUGUGCAGAGGCUGCUAGUUGUCCUUGCUCUUGUCACCAUUCAUACACUUUGAAAGGGAAUCAGCAUGGACUGCAAAGAGCUGGAGCAGCAGGGACGGGGUCAGCUUGCCCACUGAAUUGGCACUAGGAUGCUGACAGAAGCUGUGAAGUUCAGAGGGUGGCUUUGGAAGCAAUAGCCUUCCUUCAUUGCUUGUCCGCAGUGCCUUAUUUUUAGUGGUAGAGUGCUGCUGAAUAUGGAGGUUCUGUUCACUUGCCAUUGCUGGCAGCCAUGUCCUCCAUGAUUUAUCCCUUUCUUCACACAAAGCUGCCUGUACCAUCUCCAUAUAUAAGAAGAAUGAGGCGCCAGCUGGGGAUAUGCGUAGAAGAGUGGAUAGUUUGGAGGACUGUAUGUUGGUGUGGUAGGUGGGCAUUAUGCAGACGGUAUGGACAGCUCCCAGAAGCUCCUACUAUGUGAAUGAGGCAUUAUGUGUCAUUCUAUUUCAGUGUCUGCGACAGGCCAGGGCAAUCCAUUUGAGUUCUAAUCUUGGGGGGCACGUCUUCUGCUCAAGAUGAGUCGACUGUAUGAUAGCAUAGAGCCCAAUGUAAUCGAUGACGAGAUGCUGCAGAAGGCCGUCGAGGAGCAAGGACCUCAAGAAGAAGCAGGCCUCCUGGCCAAAAAAGAGGGCAUCAAUUUCAAAGAUGUCUUGGCGCUGCAGCUUGAUUUUAGAAGUAAGGAUCAGAAUACAAAACAGGGACUUUAAAAAAAAAUAAUAAAUCAAGGCUCUUUUACUACAAAGUCCUUGCAACAUGGAGAUUUGCCAUGUGGACAGUCAGUGGUUGAACAUCCGCUUUUAGGCAGGAUUGUGAAGAUACUUGAACUAAUCUCUGCUCCUCCAGCUUCAUCACCCUCUGCCAUCUAUUAGUCUCCUGCUCUCCCAUAGCUCUCCCUUUUCGCUGCUCCUCCCAUUUAUGCCAAGGGAUGGACAAAUCCAUGAAUUCCAGUGUCUCAGAUUUCCUAUCUUAAGUUUAGGUUGCCUCAUUUCCACAUCAGAUAGUAUGGUGCAGAGCUUUUUUAAAAUAAAGUCUGCACAAAACAUUGUUGCUGUGUGCAUUUCUCCUCAUAUAUAAUGCAUUUUUGGUACACAGUUUCCCCUAAUGUAAUGCAUUUUUGUGGGCACUCUUUCCUAAUUUACACUUUUUUGGUAUGUAUUUUUUUGUUUGAGACCUGCAUUGCAAAACUGGGAGAAGUGGAAGUUUCAUAGGAUAGGCAGAUUUCGGUCCACAUAUUGGUUUGGGAAGUGUGAAUUAAGUAGGUUAGCUUUAAAAGGAAAUCUGAAUAAAUUUCUUCCCUAUCUCUACAUAUGGUGGGAACUGCCACCCAGAACACCUGCAUGAUUCUACUUCUCCCUUCCUGUGGCUUCAGAUAUCCUGAAGAUUGACAACCUCUGGCAGUUCAAGAACCUGACAAAAUUGCAGUUGGACAACAACAUCAUUGAGAAGAUUGAGGCACUGGAUACUCUGGUUCAUCUGGUCUGGCUGGGUAAGAUGGUUGCAUUCAGGGUCACAACAAAUGCUGUGAAAUUUUUGUGUAGGAAUUAAGAGCAACCUUCACUUCAUUCCAGCUGGUGGUUGCACCCUGGUGUAUUUUGGAAGUGAUUUCCAUGUUGGAAUUGUAUCAUGUGUCAAGCAGCCCCCAAUAUGCUACUCCAGACGAGGUCCUGAAGCUUCCUUGGCUACCUUUCCCCUCCCAAGUUGACAUUAGUUGGGUUUGACUGCAAAUUCUAUUUGAGUGUUGAUCAGGAAUUUUGCCUGUGCAGGAUAGAGACUGGUGCCAUAGGGUGGCAUUCAACUAAGGUUUACUCAGAAUAGACCCACUGAAAUUAAUGAACGCCAAUUAAUUUUAAUAGGUCCACACUGAGUAAAGCCUAGUUGAAUAGAACCUGUAAACUCUGAAGAUAAUACCGUAUUUUUCGCCCUAUAGGACGCACCUUUUCCCCUCCAAAAAUGAAGGGGAAAUGUGUGUGCGUCCUAUGGGGUGAAUGCAGGCUUUUGCUGAAGCCUGGAGAGUGAGAGGGGUCGGUGCGCACCGACCCCUCUCGCUCUCCAGGCUUCAGGAAGCUAUCCGCAAGCCGUGGGAGAGCUGCUCAAAGUCGCGCAGCUCUCCCACGGCUUGUGGAGAGCUGCCUGCACCCCAAAGCCUGGGGGGCGCUGAGCUCAAAAAACUAGGUGCACCCUAUGGGCCGGUGCGCCCUAUGGACCGAAAAAUACGGUAAUUCCAUACCAGCCAUCAAAUGGCAGCUCGAAUGAAGAUGGCAUUUGAGACUGCCUGAUGAGAGACGGUUUUUGUUCCCAGCCAAACUGACCUCCACUUUGUUUCCACUCCAGCCCCUUGAAAAGACAGAAUGACCUCAUCAAUUUGCCCUUUGUUAGAAGAAGGCCGAACAACAUUCUCUUCAGAGUCUUCCCUCUUUCUCAUAUUUGCUAGAUAUAUGAUUUCCUGUUGGGGGGAAAACAGAACCAGGAUAGAAAAUAAUGUUUUUUUUCUGAAACCUAUAUGCAUUUGAAACAUUCUAGUUAGAACAGUGGUUCUCAAAAUGUAGGGCAGCUCCCCUUGGAGAAGAGGCACAUAGGAUACUUAAAAGCGGACAAGAAGUUCCAGGGAGGGCUAAGUCACCUCCUACCUAUUGAUUCCAACAGAGAGAGAAAAACUGAUUCUGUGAAUAGAAAAGAGUUCCCUAAGAGGAUUUGAAUGGUUUCCUUCUCAGAGCUCUUGCCUCCCACAUUCUUUUUCUGCUCCCCCAGAUUUGUCCUUCAACAAUAUUGAAGUCAUUGAAGGCUUAGAUGCGCUCGUUAAAUUGCAAGAUCUUAGUCUGUACAACAACAGGAUUUCUAAGAUCGAGAAUCUGGACACGCUCCAAGAACUUCAAGUCUUCUCUAUAGGAAAUAAUAACAUACAAACUCUGGAAAAUGUAAGAGUUUAAUUAAUAAAGCCGUAUAAAGUCUCUAGUGGCAAUCCUGUGUACUCUCGCUUGGUAGUUACUCUCUUCUGAACCCAGUGGUGUUUACUUCUAAGUAGACAUAUGGAGGCUGAAGCUGCUACUUUUCUUUGUCCUCCAACACCUCUCUGGCAGAGAUGGUCACUUCCAUUUCAUGGCCGAGGAUCUGAAGCUUAGAGAGUGACAUGCCCAUGGCCAUUUAGUGAGUCGCUGUUGGAGCAGGAUUUUUUAUAUAUUUUUUCUUCAUCUACUGUAAAUCUCCUGUCGUAAUCACUAGAAAACAUCUGUGCUCAGUGUACAAUCGGAGCAAACUCAUUCACCCAGUGCCAGUAUUUAUGUUGCCAAAACAGCACCAUCUACACCCAAGAAGAAGGAAUAAGCAAGCACUGAAGGAACCCCUCUAGAGGUUUGCAGCAGGACAGAAAAGGGUAGUUAGAAAGAUAAACCCCGAAGGGGGUGGAUGUGUGCAAAACAACUCAGUAAAGACUGAUUGUGCUCAUUGGUCACAGAAUGCUUACUGGUGAUGAAGACAGAUAGAAAACAGGGUGGUUAUGGAAUAGAGUAUCCAGAAAAAGGGCAUGGCUGGCAUGAAUUCUGAAUUCUGUACUGCAGCACUUCUUGCAGUAGCCACAUUGAUAUCUAGUGUUUUACAGUAUUCAACAUCACUGUCAGUAGGCUAACGUUUUAUCCCCUUGUUGCAGACUGGAAAAAAGCUGGGUAUCAGUAUUUUAAAUGAAUAUAACUCUCCUGUGUGGACUGAAAUCAUGCCCCUAGGGCACACCCAAUGCUUGUUUGUAGCUGCAUAUUUACAAGGAGAGCAAAAUCAGCCAAGGGGGUGUUCAGUCUGUCUUCAAAGCUCUUGCCUUGACAUUUAGCAGUCCUCCAUUGAAACUAUUAGCCUAACAAAUUAAAUUCCAGGAGCUUCACUAGGCCCAAAUAACAUCUGGUGCCAGUAGUAGUCACGGUUUAUCCGAAACAGCACUGUCCACCUCCCUAUUGCCUUCUUAGGUACCCUGUUCUAAUCAUAACACAGUGCAGUAAAGAGGAAGAAGUAAUUAAAGGAUGCAACAAAGGAGAAGGGGCAAACAGGACUUGUAGGCAACUGUCUGCCAGUAAACAGGGACCGGAGGGGCUGAGACUGGGCUUCAAGAGGCUAAAAUUUGUGAAUGGUGAACCAAGUCUCCUUCCUUUUUCUUCUUUCAAAGUAUCCCACUGUUUUUAUUCAUAUCACACAAUGCAUGGUGCCUUAACAGAGUUACAUAAGCAACGUAAAACACAGACAAAUCUUCCCUACUACCCACCUCAUAACUUCUUAUUGUUAUUAUUAUUUAUUAAAUUUCUACGCCAUCCUUCAUCCGAAGAUCAUAUGGCAGUUAAGAAUCUAAAAACACAAACCGCAAUAACAAACAAACAAACACAAACACCCCUACACACAGCUUAAAAUACCAUAGAUUGUUAGCCAAAGGCCUGGGAGAAGAGGAAUGAUUUUGCCUGGCACCUAAAGACAUGUUACGAAGGUGCCAGGCAAACCUCCCUGGAGGGAGCAUUCCACAAGUGGGGAGCCACCACAGAAAAGGCCCGCUCUUGUGUUGCAGCCCUAAGGACUUCUCAUGGACAGAGAACAGCCUCAAAUGGUGACUGCAGGGGAAACAACAGAGAAGAAAGUGGGGGCGGGGGGGAAUGGGUGAGAAAAUUUCUCUCGACAUCCAGAACAUGGGAAGCCUCCCUGAAAUUAUUUAAUUUGGAUUGUAUAAUUGGUUUUAUUAUUUGUGUUUUAAUGUGGCAAGAUUCAAUCUGAUUUGUUACUAAUUUGAAUGCCUUUAAUUGAAAAUGAAUUAUUAUUAUUAUUAUUAUUAUUUACAAAAAAGAUGAUGACUGCAGGGUCCAGGUAGGCUCAUAUGGUGAGAGGUUAUCUAAAAUAGAAAUUACAGCAGUAGAUAGGGAGAGGGAAAGAAAGUCAAGAGCAGAGAGACAGCAGUGUCGGCAGAUGUUGUUACACAUACUUAUCACUUGGUUACAGUUGGAAAUGAGGAUUUUAUUGAUAGAUGGAUUUCAUUUAUAUCCCACUUUUUUUCCUCUAAGGAGCUCAAAGUGGCACACAUGAUUCUCCCCAUCCUCGUUUUAUCCUCCACAACAUCCCUGUGAGGUAGGUUAGGCUGAGAGGCAGUGCCUGGCCUAAGGGAGUCACCCAGUGAGUUUCAUGGCUGAAGGGGGAUUUGAACCCUGGCCUGCUGGGUCUGACACUCUAACCACAACACCACACUGCCUCUCCAAGGGGUUGAAGGAGUUGACCUUAACCCCCAGUGAACACCUGUGGUGGUGAUCUUUCUCCCCAUCCCCUGGUGAAGCAUGUGUGUAGGCGGGGGGAAGGGUGUACAUGGAGGCUGUUUCAUGCUCAACAGGAGAAGGGGAAAUGGGGGAAAUUGUUUUCCAUAUUAAAUCUUACCUCUUAGUGAAUUCCACUGCUGUGGUAUCCUUUUAACUUCUGAGUAGACACACAUAGGAUUUCACUGUAAGACAGUAAAAAUGCAUUUUCCUGUGGAUUGUAGUUUUAGACUAGUAAACUGCCUGAGGAUGCCCUUCCCAGAACCUGGAUAGAUGUGAUGCUUGCAGCAGAUGAAACUUUGGUUGUUUUAGCUUCCCUUGAUAUCCAUGAGGUUUAGAAACUUGCGGGGCGGGGGGGUUCCCUCACAACCUAUGGCAUAACUGCAACUGUGCAGCAAAGAUCCUUGCUUUUAAUGGUUCCGUCUGUUGGGAUGGAUCUGCUUUCAGAAAGAAACCAGUACUCAGGUUUUUUUGGUCCAGAAGUCACAAUGUGUGCUAUGUGCAUCAGCAUGUAAUAAUUUAUUUUUGCUGGGUUCAUUUGUGUUUUGAACCAGGGGGCCACCAACCACAAGAGAUACCGCAGCAGGAUCUCGUUCUCAUUCAGUAAAAAGUCUAAGAGUCUGCGAGUGUUUAAUGACUCCAAAUUUGACAUUUUCCGACGAAGAACACCCCCUUUCCUCUUGUUCAUCUUUUAUGAAAAUCAAUUUUCCCCAUAAAUAUUUUGUCCUCAUGGCUCUCUGUAUUUCUCUGUCACCUUGCCACAGGUGAUCUAUCUCAGGAAGUUCCAAAACCUGCGCACGUUGAACCUCACCGGGAACCCAGUGUGCGAAAACGAAGUAUAUUCCGCAUUCAUCGCCGCUUAUCUCCCCGACCUUGUGUACCUGGAUUUUAGAUUGGUAGAUGACAACUCGGUAAGGAUGGAAAAGUUCAGCCCCUUAUCUCUUGCUGUUUUAGCUUUCCUAUCUACCCCAAGUGCCAGAAAGCCGGUGAGGCUGCCUCCUCACUCCUCUCCCCACAGGGAUUUUACAGCCCUUAUUCUAAGCAGGUGGCGCUGUGGGUUAAACCACAGAGCCUAGGGCUUACCGAUCAGAAGGUUGGCGGUUCGAAUCCCCGCAACGGGGUGAGCUCCCGUUGCUCAGUCCCUGCUCCUGCCUACCUAGCAGUUUGAAAUCAUGUCACAGUGCAAGUAGAUAAAUAGGUACCGCUCUGGCGGGAAGAUAAACAGCGUUUCCGUGCGGUGCUCUGGUUCGCCAGAAGCGGCUUAGUCAUGCUGGCCACAUGACCCGGAAGCUGUACGCCGGCUCCCUUAGCCAAUAAAGCGAGAUGAGCGCCGCAACCCCAGAGUCAGCCACGACUGGACCUAAUGGUCAGGGCUCCCUUUACCUUUUUAUUCUAAGCAAUGGAGUAGGAAGGGGGAUGCGGCGGAUGCGGGCUGUCCCGGGUGUCAGCCCUGAGGGGGGUGACAAAAGGGCAAAAAUAUGAGUUUUUAAAAUAAAAAACAAAAAAAAUUGGGCUCAUGGAAGUUUUUUGGGCUCACAACAAAUGCAACGAAAUGCGGCUGGCACUGGGCGCCACACUGUGGGGGCUGGCACUUACCGUGGGGCCUGCAGCACGCCCGAACCACGUGUCUCUCCUGGGAGUGACGGGGUUGCUUGGGCGCCUGCAGGCGCCACACUGCCUAAAACGGCAGUGUGGGCUUGCGUCUGCCCACCGCCUCUCCCUCAGCCACCCUACAGCUGAGGGGGAGGCAGUGGAGAGGCUUUGCGCAGUGCGCCCUGCACUGGCUCACCCCAUCCCCAUGGGCGGCUCGCUCCGCCCCCAGGUGCAGGGUGUGUGCACUGCCCUGGGCACCCGAGCGGCUAGCUAUGCCAUUGAUUAGUAUAAAUUUCAACACAGUAAUUUUAACAAAACACAUCAUCCACAUUGUUCCCCCCCUCCAUUUCCCCCCUCCCCCCCCAGAGAGAAAACCCACCCUCCCACCCCAGACUUCCCUCAGCUCCUUUCUCUGGUUUCUCAACAUAUCUUUCUAUCUGCAUGUUAUAAAAUUGUAAAGAUCCUCAAAUUAUCUAUGUAUUAUAAUAAAGAGUUUGUGAAUGUUUAUUCAAAACCUGCCAAAGAGUCCAGUUCAUUUUGUUGCCUCUUCAAAUAUUUCGUAAAAGGUUCCCAUUCAUCUUUAAAGUCACAGUUAUCCUUAUCACGUAGUUUGUGUGUCAAUUAUGCCAAUUCUGCAUAGUCCAUCGGUUGCUACGCCAUUGAUUCUAAGCUGCCUGUCCCCGUUUUCUUUUCCCAGCGAGAGAUGGCCCUGAUAAAAUACCAGUAUGCCAUCGAGGAGAUGAGACAUGGGGAAACUCUGGCCUUGGCCAAGCAGCAGGUUCUGGAUGCCCAACAGAAACAGGUGGAAUAUCACAAGGUAUGUUCUUUUUGGGCCGUCUGUAGAAUCUUAGAGUUGUAGCCCAACCCCCUGCAAUGCAGGAAUGUAGAUCGCAGGGAUGUUGAGAGAACCCAACAGAUACCGGAUUCUCUUUCAGCCUCCUGAAUAGGUGUUGGUCUCUGAACACUGAGAUAUGAAAUAAGAACCAGUAAGAAAACAGUUGUGGAUUCAACAGACACAAAGUGGAAAGCUAAACCAAACAGUUUGUACAAAACAGUUCAUACACGAGAACGGGCCUUCUCUGCAGUGGCUCCCCAUCUGUGGAAUGCUUUCCCCAGGGAAGUUCGCCUGGCGCCUUCAUUAUACACCUUUAGGCGCCAGGCAAAAACGUUCCUUUUUAACCAGGCCUUUGGUUGACCUGAUUGACAUCCUAUACCCUUUUAAAAUGUGGCUCUUUUUUGGAGGGUGUGUGUGUUAUUGGGUUGUUUUUAUUUUGAUUUUCUAUAAUGUGAUCUUUUCUGUGAACUGCCCUGAGACCUCCGGGUAUAUAAAUUCAAUUAAUUAAUUAAUGGCUUGAAAGAGGUUGUUUCCGGAGUGCUAACCAAAGAGAGGAAAAGGUUCUGUAAUUUUGGAGCCAUUCUCGAUAGGGCUCAGCUCCUUGCUGUUAAUAUUAUCAGUUUCUACCUUGUUGACAAGACUUCAGUUGGCAAGCGGGAAUCGUGGGGAGAUUUAUAGAUGCCUGGAUGUCUUGACCCCCACUUGGGCAGGUGUUUAGCUGAGAACAGGAACCUCCUAGAAGGGAGAUGGAAGAGACUGAGUGUGCGGUUCAAGGCCUGGAGACUCCCUUUAAGGAAAGAGGCAGGGGCUGAGGUGGCAGGGGCUGGGGCAGAGAGUGAUCUAAAAGGCCUCAUUUGAACUCCACACCCGUUUGAACUUCUCUUCUGUUCAUUUGAAGCUCUCCAACCUCUGGUUUUACCUAUGUAUGUAUGUAUGUUUGUCUCAUAUUGCCUCUCACUUUUCCUCCAGGGAGCUCAAGGUGGCAUACAUAGUUCUCCCUCCACCCCCCAAUUUUUAACCCACAGCAGCCUUGUGAAGUAGGUUAGGCUGAGAGGCAGCGACUGGCCCAAAGUCACCCAGUGAGCUUCAUGGCCGAGUGGGGAUUUGAACCCUGGUCUCCCAGCUGCUAGGCCAACACUCUAACCACUAUACCACAUUGGCCCUAUUGUCCUCAAAUGACCAGCUCUCAAAGUCAAUAUGGUCUGCUGAGGGUUGAUGAACUGUGAAAGAAUACAUUGUUUAUUUUGUUAUUUUUGGAAAACAGGUGGUUCUUUUCUUAAAUAUUCCACAAUAUGCAUUUCUUCGUUGUGUUAACUGGUCUGCUAUUUAUUUUAAGGGACCCCGGCCCUUUUAUUUUUCUUCUUAGCAUCUCAGAACCAUCUGAAUUUAAGGCAUAAGAUUCUCCCCAUUUCCUUUGGGCAACUAUCUUCUUCUGAUUCCCUGUCAUUGACUGGUUGGAUGCAGAAGAAUGGUGGGAGGAACCAGCUGGGGAACCCCCAAGGGAAGAAGAACCAGAGUCUAGGGAGUGGUCAAAGGUAGAAGACAGGGAGUAUGAUGUGUCAGAAGCUGAAGAGGUAACAGAGCUUAGUGAGCAGGGAGAGUCUAUGACAGAGAGAAGCCCAGAAUCAGAGGCAGAAGCUGAAGCAGGAGAGGAGAGAGACCAAGAGGCAGAGAUGAGUCAGGCUGGGGAAGAGUCACGGGUGUCGUCUCCCUCUUCUGCUGUGACAAGCUCCCCUCCCAGAACCAGAAGAGGCAUGAAAAGGGUGGAGGAGAGGUUGCCUUCAUGCAUGUGCAGCCUCCAAUUGCUGUGGGAAAGCCCUGGAGAGAAGGGAACCUAGACGCUUGUGGGGAGACAGGGACCUUUCGUCUUGGCAACCGCUUCCUGGGGGCAAGAUCUGAGUUGCUGCGCUCAUUAGGCCUGACACGCCUGUGCUAAUGAAGAGUUAACUCCGGCUUGCUUGGUGCGAUGGACUGCCAGCUCACUCCUGUUAUUUCCCUUCUGCCUCCUUGCUUCUCUCUCCAGCGCGCUUACGUGGAGUAUCUGAACGGAAGCUUCCUCUUUGACAGCAUGUUUGCAGAUGAUCCCGAAGCAGCCAAACUGCUCUACCUCCCUGGAGUGCCAGAGCUACUGGAGAUAUAUCCUUUUUUUAAAAAAAAACCACACAACUUUAAAAAAAAAUUAACAGUUUUUCUACACACAUCAUACAGUAUUCAUCGCCCAUCUCUUUUCCUAAGACUGCCCAAUCCAUCCCUCUGUGGCACGCUAGGGCAAUCUUAAUCUGCUGCAUAUCCUGAUAUUUCACCCAUUAUCAUUUCAAGUCUUCCUUUUUUGAUGUUAUCUGCUGCUCAUAUGUUAACCCCUACUUGUAGGUUAAAUUGUAUAUCGUACCCUCUAAGAUAAUCUCCCAAAUACCUCCACUCUUCUCUUAUCUUUAACUAAUCCUUAUUCUUUAGUUUCACGAUCAUGGCUACUAAUUCUAUGUAUUCUAUCAAUUUGUUCUACCAAAUUUCCUUAGUGAGUAUCUCUUCUUCCGCAUAUACUAUUCAAGCCGAAGCGGCUGCAUACAGAAAGAUAUUGGGUGCCUUUUCUGGAAUGGCAUCACCUAUUAUCCCUAAUAGAAAGGCCUCUGGUCUUUUGGGAAAUGUGAGUUUUAGGGGGGGGAAUUAAUUCUGUGCGGAACAUUUCCCAAUACUCUCUAAUGUAUUUACACGACUUCCACAUAUGAAUCAGGGUUCCCUCCACCUCGUGGCAUUUCCAGCAUAAAUUAGACCCUUUUAAAUACAUUUUCACUAAUGUGCUAGGUGUCAAGUACAUGAUCUUUUGUAGGUUUUCCUUAAUAACAUAACAGGCAGAGAAAUUCAUGGUUUCAGCCCAUAAUUUUUCCCAUACAGACAAUUCUAUGUUGUAACUGAUAUCUAUGGCCCAUUUUGUCAUUGUCACCUUUGCCAUCUCAUCUUUGGUCUGCCACGCCAGUAACAAGUUUUAUAGAUUUUUGAGAUACAUCCUUUCUGCUUUGGGACAGAACUGGUGAUAAACCUUGAGAAAGGGAUGUUCUCUGGAGUGGGGUUUCUUGCUUGUUAUGAGGGCUACUGUGAGUCAUAGUGAUCUCCAACAACAGGAGGCAACAGCCCAAACAAGACACUAGAAGCAGACACAAGCCUUUUUUCUUUCCUUUUCAAACACAACUCAGUACUCUCCUUGACUCCGACUUCACAUACAAGACUAAAUUUGUGGCCAUUUGCGAGAACCUGUUUGAGUAUGGCCUGAAGCAAUACGAGAAGCGAGAGGCUGAGGUCGCCCUCUUCUAUGAGUGCCUCAACGAAGCCCUGGAAGAGAACCACCAGCAGUGUUCCAGAAUCCUGCGGGACUUUGAAGAGAAGAAUCAUGGGGUACACAAGGGACCUCGGGUCAGGGAUGGGGAACGCAGUUGGACUCGCAACUUCCAUCAGCCCCAGUGAGCAUAAGGCGGAUGAUGGGAGUUGGAGUCCCACAACCUCCGGAGGACCAUAGGUUUGCCACUUGUAAGUGAUUAGAAAACCGAGCCAUCUUUGAUUAAAACCGGGAUCGCUCCACCACAGCUAUUUAGUUCUGAUUUUUUACAGGUCAAUACUGUAAAGGUAAAGGUACCACUGACCGUUAGGUCCAGUCACGGACGACUCUGGGGUUGCGCACUCAUCUCGCUCUAUAGGCCGAGGGAGCCGGCGUUUGUCCCCAGACAGCUUCCAGAUCAUGUGGCCACAUGACUAAGCCGCUUCUGGCAGUGCAUGGAAAACGCUGUUUAUCUUCCCGCCGGAGUGGUACCUAUUUACCUACUUGCACUUUGACAUGCUUUCGAACUGCUAGGUGAGCAGGAGCUGGGACUGAACAACGGGAGCUCACCUCGUCACGGGGAUUCGAACUGCCGACCUUUCGAUCAGCAAGCCCUAGGGCUCUGUGGUUUAGACCACAGCGCCACCCGCAUCCCUGGUCAAUACUGUAGCAAGGGCUUAAACCUCUCAGGCAGGCAAAGCGACCAGGGAGUCAGCCCCACAGUCUGAUGAGGAAGCUACAUCCUCGAGAUGGGAUGUUACUUCUUAAUCCUUCUUGCUAUGCUUGACCUACCUCACAGGAUUGUUGUGAGGACUUAAUGGGGGGGUCAUGUAUACCAUCCUGAACUGCUGGGGGACGGAGGGGAGGCAGGAUAGAAUGUCAUUAGUAACUGUUCCCCGUGACUGUGCAAAGGAUCACAUCCUGAAAGUACCAUCAGGUGCUGACUUAAACCAAGGCAACAAACUGUUUAAAUAGGUGUAUUUUGUUUUCAAUUGACUUGGACCUAAUCCUAAACACUUUUAGCUAGAUUUAAGUCAGUCAAAGCACACUAUACCCCAGGGGUCACAUUCCCCGCACACAUAAGUGAGAUGUACGCUAAGUGGGAGCCUGCAGAGGCCUUGUGGCUUGUGCAGAAACCCUUCCCAGGACCAUGGUCACAUUGAGGAACUCUUUAUAAGCUUCAGAAGGAACGUCUGGCUUUCAUAGAAUACAGUUUGAAAAUCCCUGUGGGAACUUAUGUCAGGAGCUCGUCCUACACUCGAGUAGGACCCUGGCAGAGACACAUGCCCGACUGGCAUGUUCUCUCCCUCCUGGUCGAUCGUUGGGGAGCUUCAAAAGCUUUCUUCAGCCCAAACAUCACAUUGACCGAUGCCAACAGACAUUGGCACACUUAGGGAUCCGCAGAGUCUUUGCAGCUUGCGUCACAGACCUCAGCAACUCAGCAUUUUGGCUAAUCUACUUUAUUUACAUAUAAAUACACAUGGAGCACUGCAACAUGGCUCCCUCUCUCUCUAGCAUCAGACAACAAAGAGAAAAAGAACAAGGACAAUUGUCCCACUUCACAGAACACAGUAACACAAACAUCCUGUCUCCGUCACUUCCCACUCUGUGGAGUCAAAACAUACACCGUCAUGUGGAAGACAACAGUUCUAUGACUGCAAUCACGGAGCAGGAAUUCUAACAACUUAGUCACUGCUUCACAUUCCCAUUGUGUGCACCAGAGUAUCACCACCACCACCACCAAUAAUGAAUAAAAUAAAUUAUUUCUGCCACGGGGCAACAGCUGCUAACCUUCUGUUUCUUGCUGAGCACACAGGUGAUAGAUACGAUUCAGAACCUCAGCGACAACCAAGUCAUAGAGAUCAAACUGGCUGAAUACAACUAUGAAAUCACAAAGCUCUCGGACGUGCUGAUGACUGAGGAGAUGCUGCUGGUUGAUCAGCUGGAGGUAUGAACCUGGCAGAGCUGGACGUUCGGGUGCUGGGGACUCCAAGGCUGGAUUACUGCACUUCACACUAUGGGGGGCCUCCCUGUGCUGGAUCAGAAGCUGCAGUUAGCGUGGUUGCUGGCAGGAGUGAGACCUGCAUUGGUUUUGCCCACUUGAUCCCAACCCAAGAUCAAGGUGUUGCUGUUAGUGCAAAAAGCCAUUAAUAGUGUGGGAGCAGUUUACUUGCAGGAUCACUUUCCCCCAUAUGUACCUGCUCAACCACUUGGAUCUGUGGAACUGGCGCUGUUAAAGGUGUCACGUAAUACCUGUUCCACACUUGUAAGAAAUCGAUGUUUUGGUGUGAUGGCAGCUUUGGAACUUCCUGCUGGUUGACAUCAGGCAGGUGCCUUCACCAUAUUCUUUUUGGAGUCUACUUAAAACAUUUUUAUUUAGGUCAGCCUGUCCGGACAUGUGGAAGUUACAUGUGUUUUAUGUCUUUUAAGCUAAAGCUGAUUUUAAACAUCUUUUGAAUGUUUUUAAAUGCCUGCUGCAAGCCGGUUUUUACUGAGAAUCUUAAUGCUUCGUUUUCUAUUUUUGUAAACUGCUGCGAGUUUUUCUUACAUUAAAACGUUAUCUAUCUAUCUACCUAUACAUAUAUAUAUUUGGCUAACUAUAUUAAUAAAAAUAAAUAAAUAAAAUAGUCAGCAAAAACGACAGGAAGGUAGAUUCUCCUGUGUGUUUCAGGCCCGAUUUCCAAAACUUGUGGGAGUCAAACUGUUUUGAGUCAAACUCAGUUUUGCCCUCUAAUUUCCCACCCCUUUUCUUUUCUUGCUAAGGAAGUGAUAAAGGAUUUCGAAAGGAACAUCGCUGACCUGGUGUCGAACUUUAUAGAAAACGAACAAGGAAUAUAUCCUUUUGCUGUCGCUUGCACAGAGCUGCAAAUUGUGGCGGGCGCUUUGCUUCGGAUCAACAGAGCUGGCUUGUCCACACUGUAUGGCAUUCGAUUGCUUCUCAUUACUGUGCGGUAGGGCCGGGAUUGAUUUCAGUUUUGGAAGCAUUUCUCAGGCCCCUAAGAACCACAGGGCUUUCCUCUCCAUUCACUCUUUAUGCCAAGACCUGUCUGAAGAGCUGCUGCGGUAUAAUACUCAAUGUAAUAGCGGCAUUUCCACCUAAAAUCCUGGGCUAGCAUUUUAGCUUUCCUGGAGGACAACCCUGAGAAGCAAGGGUGGUGAGCCUCUACACUUCCACCCCAUAAAGGAAGUUCUGUUGUCAUGGGACCACUCCUGCCAACCAAAAGUACAAGAAGCUUGGAAACUGGGGCUGGGGUGUCCAAGCGGCAUCCCUGGGGAGUGCAUUUAACUCGAGGACCUUUGUUGGGCCAUGAAGGGCUGAGUCCUUGCUGUCACAAUGAACACAAACUGAGGCUGGGUGCACAUUCUCAUGUGCUCCGCAUCCAUUGUGCUCCCACCACUGGUUUGGGAAUCAGUGCACUCACAAUGUCAUGAUCCUUGUCUCUCCUGGACCUACCCUGUCGCAUCUUACGAAAUACUGAAUGGAUCUAUACUCAUGGUUUUUAACGCUAAAAAUGAGUUUUAAAAUGGUUCUGAUAACCGUAUAGCCACGUGACGUUCUUCUUAAACGUUAAUAAUGCAUUAUUAACAUGCGAUACCAUAGAGUAUGGUAGAGUAUACCAUACCAUAGAAUAUGUUGUUGUUUAGUCGUUUAGUUGUGUCCGACUCUUCGUGACCCCAUGGACCAGAGCACACCAGGCACUCCUGUCUUCUCCAUGGAGUUUCUUGGCAGGGAUACUGGAGUGGCUUGUCGGUUCCUGAUCCAGGUGGAUCAUGUUUGGUCAAAACUCUCCACUAUGACCUGUCCAUCUGGGGUGGCCCUGCAUGGCAUAGCUCAUAGCAGAGCUCUCCCCUUCCAGAAACCGGGUAGACCUUGCAGAAAAGGAAGCAGAGGAGAAACAAAUAUCUUGACGUUUUAGAACAUGUUUAAUAUCGUUCAAAUGACGUUUAAAAAGUGAGUGUAGAUCCAGCCACUGUGUUUUGAUGCGUUCUUCCCCCCAAGCCACCUUAGAUCCGAAUUGAGAAAACUGUUUUUUAAGCUGGCAAUGUGUGCACGGCCUUAGUUUCCAUCCUCUCGGCCAGCCUUCCCUGCCUCCUUUUGUUCAAACACUGGGCAGUAGGAAAGGGUUGCUGAGAGGCAUCCCUGUUCUUUGCUUCUUAACCUUUUCUCCUACGAUGGCUCAGUGCCGGGAUCUAGAGAACCAGCACCACGAGAAGCUCCUGGAGAUAUCCGUCAACACACUGGAGAAAAUAGUGAAGAGCGAGUUUGAUGAGGAGAUGCCGGAUGACGUUCGUAUGGUGAGAUCCAACUCCUCCUAUUCCUCCCCUUUCACCAUUAAGACCAGAAUAGGCAAAACCCUCUUGGCGUGACUCAUCAGUAAGAGAUGACCCUUCAUGGGAUGGUGUUUUGUCUACAGCCAAAAAAAAAAAAUGGCCCUCCUCUCACCUGGUUUCCUUCCUAGCUUUUUGUGGAUAAAGACACCAUUGUCAAUGCCGUCAACGCCUCUCACGACAUUCACCUCCUGAAGAUUGACAACCGAGAAGACGAAAUUAUCACUAAAGCCAAUGGCUGGGCUUCCACACUGGUUGAGAAGGUAAGUGAAGAGUCCCAUUGCCCCUCUGCAGGAGGCCUUCUCACAGAAGGAAAUAACCAGCAUUAAGGACAUGAGCACUUUCAUCUUAUUGUUAACAAGGUAGCUGGUGGCAGUGGCAUAUCGGGGAGGGGAGGUCGGGGCCAUUGCCCCAGGUGCAAAAUUGUUAGGGGCACAAAAUUUCAACACCCGGUGCUGCUCGCUUCCGUCACUAAGCUCUGUUGAAAAUGGCUUCUCUAUACAAACCAGGAAGUGACCUCUCCAGACAACAACUAUUUUUUUCUUAUCCCUGUGCUUGCAAUCUUCUGGGUGACGGGGACGUUAUUAAGACAAUUGAAUGUGCAUGCAUACUCAGUCAAUUUCCUUCCCUCCCAGCCCUCUGUGUGGAUUGGCGUUAUGUGCAAACCCAACAUCCUUCCUUAACCAUGGUUUGUUUUAACAUUCCCCCCAGGCACUCAACAAGCUACAAAGGCACGAGACCAUAGCUGUCAAUGUUUCCCUUUUAUGAAGGGAAAUUCCUUUAUUCUGAAUAGGAUUCCUUGCAAGAAAAGGGAAACGUUGACAGCUAUGCACGAGGCAAGCACAGCUAGGGGGAAAAAACUCCAAAACAAAACACUUUGCAGAAACAAGCCAUGAUUUGUUUGACUGUCUGUGGGGCAAUCUAUGGCUAACUUGUGGUCUGUUAAACAAACUGGACCAACUGUUUCAAUCCCUGCAGGUUCACAAGACUGAAAUUCAAAGAAACCGAAGUCGUGUGUUGGAAAUUAACCAAUACGUUGACCAUCUCCGCAGUGAGCUGGACAACAUGGACAUUCUGGAGACAUAGCUGGCUUUCGACACUGAACUGCCCCUGCCCCCCCAUUUGGGGAUCUGUGACUUUCUGCUUGGGAAGUGAAUCCGCCUGGAGGUCUCCUACCUACUGAAAAGACACCCUAAAAAUAUUCCUUCCUUACUGGAAGGAAUCCUCUGCCCCUCCAACGUUUGUUGAUCAAAACAAGUAGACUAAAGCAGACAGUAAGGCAUUUAAAAGCAAAAGGAGUUGGCUUAAAUUGGUGCCUUGUAAAUUGGUGCCUUAUAAAGCAAUUAUACAGGAAGUGGGUCAGUUCCAUCUUUUGCAUUAAUUUCAAUUACAUAGGUAGUUGAACCUUCAAAAAUUGUAGGCUAAUGAACAAAUUACCGUAUUUUUCGUCCUAUAGGGCACACCGGCCCAUAGGACGCACCUCGUUUUUUGGGGGGGAAAUGAAUAAAAAAUCAUUAUUUCCUCCCCCAGCCGCGGCUGCCGCCCCAAGCCUUGCGCACACCUGCCCGAAGCACGGGACGCCCUCCGGAGGGCGCCCCGUGCUUCGGGCUGCAGCCCGCAAGCCUUGUGAGCCCGCGGGAACUCCCGCCGGGCUUGCAAGGCUUGUGGAUAGCUUCCUGAAGCUUGGAGAGCGAGAGGGGUCGGUGCGCACCGAUGCCUCUCGCUCUCCAGGCUUCAGCGAAAGCCUGCAUUCGCCCCAUAGGACGCACACACAUUUCCCCUUCAUUUUUGGAGGGGAAAAAGUGUGUCCUAUGGGGCAAAAAAUACGGUAAAACCCUGAUUAGAGGACCCAAUUAGCAUUGGUGCGCUGUCUAAAAAAUGGUUGGCUCUGACAUUGAUUGGACCCUCAUUUCACAGCAUGAAUGGAACCCAUAGAUGGGGCAAGUGACUGGCCAGUGGUGAAAGGCCCAAGAAGAGGGGAGAGGGUCUACUCAGGGAGGGCAGAACAUUUGCACUGCGCAGAGGAGCCUCUCCCCAGCCAGAACAUUUCCAGAUAUGGUUCUUGGGCUUAUGUGGGGGCUUGCGCCAGCCCACUGAGCCUUACUGACGCUCCAUUUGGAAUGAAAGGAUGACCUGGAACACAUUGACACUCCUUUGGCAGCUGGACAUCUCAAGGGGAAAUCAGGAUUAGCAUGCAUCCCAUGGUUUAGGAAGCGUGUUCAAUGUAUUCUUGCAUAAUGUAUACAAAGGGAGAGCCUUCCUGUACUGCGGCUCCAAGCCCAUCCCUGAGCAGAAUCUCUCUCCAUAAGACGCUCAGCUGUUAAAUGAACGUGGGACCAGCUUCUCCAAAUCUAAGCUCCUACAAAGGACAUUCUCCACCUUCAGAAGGCAGAUAACCAGCAGACAAAACAGGCAAUAAGACCAGGAAACAAUGUGAAGGAGGCUGCUUCAGGUGGCCAAAGUUCCCCUCCAUGAACAGAGAAAAUGGAUAUGUCAGGCUACUGGCCGAGACUUCUCCUUGACAUGCUAGCUUUCUGUGUGCAAGGAAGUUUGUUUCAAGAUGAAGGAGCCCUUGGGAGAAUGAGGGAGCUGGCCAAGGUACCACAUAUGGCCCCCAAAAAACAGCUCACAUCUUAAAACCGAGUCCAAGGCAUUGCCAGAGAUGGUUUAGUACUCUUGUUAGUUAAGGUUUGUUCCUAUUUAAAUUUCCCAACUUUGCACCUGUGCCAUGAAUGUAAAAGGCAAAGAAUCACAAUUUUCCUUUCCACACCAACAGAGGAAAUAAAGGGUGGUUGCAGCUAUUUUAAACCCAGGCCAAUUUGUAGGGGUGUGGAGUGCUUCUAACUUUUCAUGUGGUUGACAGCCAACAAGGGGUACCGCUGUGUCUCCUGAAAAGCUCAGAAUUCCCUCCCCAAUGAAGAAGCAGACUGCAGAACAGCUGGGCAGAAUCACAGCCCCAUUUUUUAAGGGGGGACCUUGAACUUUCUCCUUAAAAAUCGUAUCAUCCUCGCCGUCAUGUGCUUGGACUUUGCCAUUAUUUCUGUAAAACUCCCAUUCCUGUUUUCCUAAAGGCAGGUGCAUCCAUCAACCAGUGGACAAAGCUGAUAACCCCCAGGUCUGAGAAUGGCCAGAACCUACAGGGUUUUGACCACAGCUGCCUUGGCCGGCCCCCUCCACACAGUCCUGCUCUCUCACUGCAUUCUCUUAUUGGUCAACCUAAGCCCAGAAAUCAGGUUCAGACCACCUUUGUCUAGAAUGGUCUUUACCCAGAUUAGCUCUCCAGGGAUCCAACUCUGCAACCCAAAAUCUUUUCGCUUUAGCUGAACUUGGAGCAGCUGCAAAGCAAAUGUUUGGGCCAGAGAGCUCUGGCACUGAAACCAACUCCUUUUAAACAAACACACACAUGCACCCAGAAAUCCACAUUGCAUGUAGAGGCACCAAACAGGAAUAUUUAAUCAAACUGUAAGGGAGGGGAGAAGAAUGCAUUUUUCUCUGCUGGGUACACAAAGGGGUGAAAACAACCGCCAUAGCAGGCUCUGGCUUCCUUGGAGACACAGAGGCCUGCUAUGAAACUAUGGGAGGAUGUGCAAUGGUUAGGGGGAUAUAGGGAGACUUAACUCUGGUUCUGGCCUGGGUUCUGGCCCCCUCCAACUGCAGAUAACUUGUUGCUGCAGCUUACUACAGAGAGAAGGGGGAGGCAGCGAGGAGGGCAGGUCAGAGCAAAUGCAACAGAUUAGCAUCAUACCACCUUUGCUAUAAAAGCAGCCGUGAUUCGCCUGCUGAGAGGUCAAAUAGGUGCCUACACCCCUCCAUGCUGUCCAAAGUACCCAGCAGCUGUUUCACAUCUUCACCCCUUGUGCAACAGAGGCUGCCAAGACCCCACUUAAUUCUAAACGGGGGAGCACUGAUGCCCACAGCGCAAGCCAUUCUCGUUUCGAGAGAAGCAAAGGGAUUGACUGCUCUCUCUUGAUUUGUCAGGAGCCCCUAGUGAGCCACCACCUUGGGUUAAGAGGUGAGGCUGUGCCACACUGCCCACCACUGACUGGUCCAGAUUCCAAUCAAGUUGGGUGGUGGGCAGCCUCAGCCCAGCCAAAAUGAACACCCUGCAGCAGCUGUGCUCAAGAGGCUUGCCUCCCCGUGGAAAAUGUGCAUCCUGCUGGGAAACUCAAACUGGGCUGCUGCUGGUAAGCCAGGGAAUCAAGGAGAAUAGGGGCCACAAUGGUACAAAAUAGCCACAGCUGGACGGUGCCUGUCACUUCCAGGAAUGAACGGAUUUCCUCCUGGGAAUUCACAACUUGGGGGCCUCAAGCCUGGAGGGCCUGGAGGACAGGGUGUGUAGUACGAGGAAGGGAAGUCUUCUUGGAUGUGCCAAGGGCCAGGUUAAGGAUGAACAGAAGGAAAUGGACGCCAGGCAUUCCUGCCCCCUCGUUCAGGGGGAAUCGCCACACCCAGUCAGUCUAAGGCUCCAAGGUCCAUCAGGAUCACCGCUAUCACCUGGACGAGUAGUGCGAUUCCAUCACCCCACCAGCACCAGCUCCCUUUCUUCUCCACCCGCCACUCAGUCGGUCCUGGAUGUUCUACAUGUCUGCCCAGUGCCACCGAUGCCCAUUCCUUGUCCACCCUAGAUUCUCAGUCCUGCAGCAGCUUGUGCUUGACCGUGGAAUUUUCUAAGCAAAGCUGAACAAAAAGGGCAGCAGCAGCUGUGCGGGCCCGAAGUUCGUACAUCUCAUAGUCGUGGGCCCACUCAAUGUUCCCCCAGUGCUGGAUCUGAAGGAAGAUGAGAAGAAUAAUCAGACCCUCACUGGAAAUAGAUCACAACACCAUAGCAGGAGGCAAAGCAGAGCUUAGAUUUGCCACACGUUUCUCUCUCUUUUUCUUUUCUCUCUCUUGCUGUUUUUGUUUUUAUUUAGUUUCUUUUAUCUUACUGUAUUAUGAAAAAGCUUUAAUAAAAUCUUAUUAUUAUUAAAAAAUUGCCACACUCUUGAGCAAACCCAGAAUACCGUGAUUUAUUAUGUAACUUCUGCUGUUUUUAGCCUCUGGGAUCUAUUGCUGUGCUCGGUUUUGUUGCAACGCUGGUUUUAUUGAGGGGAGGGCCAUUAU